This is a messenger RNA of Cydia strobilella, 7109 nucleotides long. It is a transcript of the gene Impbeta11, whose product is annotated as importin-11. Gene Ontology annotation, biological process: protein import into nucleus. Lineage: Eukaryota; Metazoa; Arthropoda; Insecta; Lepidoptera; Tortricidae. The transcript has 19 exons. Gene Ontology annotation, molecular function: small GTPase binding. The coding region runs from base 118 to 3159 and encodes 1013 amino acids. The record is from RefSeq and is a predicted model, not a curated record. Gene Ontology annotation, cellular component: cytosol; nuclear envelope.
CUGGCUAUUUCCCAUACCUAGUUCCAUUAUCAUUACAAAUAAUUUCAGAAGCUUGUGUUGUGUGGUGUUUACGAUGAGUUACAUCUUAAAACUACUUCUGUAACUUUCUAGCUCGCCAUGGAUCCAAACAUCUACGCACUGGUCCUCGACACCCUGAACCGGGCGACUAGUCAGGACGCAGAGGUGCUGAAGCCAGCCGAAAAGAAGCUGCAAGAAUGGGAGAUAGAACCCGGCUUCUACUCUGUCCUUCUGGACGUCCUCUCCAACCACACUAUAAACGUGAACGUCCGCUGGCUCGCCGUCAUGUGCUUCAAAAACGGCGUGGACCGCUACUGGCGCCGCAACGCGCCGCACGCCGUCUCCGAGCAGGAGAAGGAGAAACUGCGGCUCGGGCUGCUCACUCCCAACGUUCUUAGUGAGCCCGUGGCGCAGAUAGCGACCCAACAAGCGGUCCUCAUCGCCAAGAUCGCCAGAUUGGAUUGCCCUAUGCACUGGCCAAACUUAGUUCCUGACCUGCUUGGAGCGCUGAAAGCUCCCCAGCCGCUGGUUCAGCACCGUUCUCUGCUCAUCUUCCACCACCUUGUCAAGGCACUGGCUUCCAAGAGGCUAGCUGGGGAUCGCAGGACAUUCCAGGACCUCACAAACACCGUAUACUCCUUCAUCCUGAGCCUCUGGCAUGAGAACACCGAGCUCUUCCUCUGCCACAUCCAAGAGGGCGCCACCACCGAGCUGAUCACUGAACACCUGGAGAAGGCCCUCCUCUGUCUCCGCAUCCUGAGGAAGCUGACGGUCUUCGGCUUCAAGAAGGCCCAUGAGAGCCAGGAUGCCGUGGCUUUCUUGAAUGUGGUGUUUGAUCGGGCUAAGACAAGUCUAGAAUGCAGAAAACUCCUCAAAGGCCGCGGCAUAUACCCCCUAGAACUCUGCGAAAAAUUCAUCAUCCACCUCACGAAAGUGGCUCUUGGGGUCUUAGGGGUCCACCCCUUUUCCUAUGUGCCCCUAAUCAGACCCUCACUGGAGUUCGCCAUAUACUACUGCUUCACGGAGCAGGGCAUGAGCUUCGUGUACGAGCGGUUCAACAUACAGUGCCUGAACAUCGUGAAGGGAAUUUUGCAAUGCGUGGAAUUUAAGCCGCCGAAGGGUGAUCAAGUUAAGGAACCAUUGACCCUGCAAGCGCACCAGAUGAAGAUGGAAGUCCUGGACACGGCGACCGUGUGCCACAUGUGCCGCGUGCUGGUGGCGCGCUACUUCCUGCUCGCGGCCGACGACCUCGCGCUGUGGGACGCCGAGCCCGAGAGCUUCGCCACCGACGAGGCGGGCGAAUCCUGGAAGUACAGCCUUAGGCCAUGCACAGAAGCGGUCUUCAUGGAGCUAUUCCACGAGUUCCGCGACACAUUAGCCCCCGAGCUCGUGCGUCUACUCGCCGGGCUCCAACAUGCGCCAUCUGACGUCAGCGACCUUGACGCCAUCCUGAAGAAGGACGCCAUUUACAACGCCGUCGGACUCGCCGCCUUCGACUUGUACGACGAGGUGGACUUCGACGAAUGGUUCACGAACGUGUUGAGCCAGGAGCUAAAAAUAAAAGAUGACAAUUACAGAAUAAUUAGGAGAAGAGUUUGUCAAUUAAUAGGCCAGUGGUGCGGCGUGCGCGCGUCGCCGUCGCUCCGGCCCGCGCUAUACGGCGCGCUGCUGCCGCCGCUCGCGCGCAGAGGGGAGGACGCCGCCGUCAAGCUCGCGGCCGCCGCGGCGCUGCGGGCCACUAUAGACGACUUCAACUUCGACGUGGACCAGUUCACCCCGUUCGCCCCUCACAUCCUCGCCGCACUCUACGAGCUGCUGGUGGAGUCGGAAGAGUGCGACACGAAGAUGCACGUGCUGCACGUGGUGUCGUACGUGAUGGAGCGCUGCGGCGCGGCGGCGGGCCGCGGCGGCGGCGCCGACCCGCUGUUCGCGUGCCUGCCGCAGCUGUGGACGCACGCGCGCGACCACGACAUGCUGCGCGCCGCCGCGCUCGCUGCCUCCGUUAAUCUUCUUAAAGCCAUAGGAGAAUGUCCUCCGAACAUCCGUCCCUGGAUCCUCAACGUCGUCAACGACUCCACCAAACUGUCGGAGCCGGCGCACGUCUAUCUUCUAGAAGAUGCUCUGGAUCUCUGGCUCGCCGUGCUGGAGACUUCACAUGUGGCCGACGCAGCCACGCUUCAGCUUGCUGGAAACCUGUGUCCUAUUCUUGAACAAACAUCAGAGCACCUCCGCAUAAUAGUGUACAUAAUGCAAGCCUACACCCUGCUCUGCCCCGAAGAGUUCCUACUGGGCGCCGGCGGCAAGUGCAUGCUGCUGUUAGAGGACAUGCUCGGCGACAUGCGCACUGAAGGUAUCCUGACGGUAUUAAAAAUGGCGGAGGUGUGCAUCAGCGUGUCGUUCCCUGAAAGAAACACGUUCCUAGGUGUUAAGGUCAUAUGGCCCAUCCUGCUCAGGGUUAUACACUGGCUAGACCUGGACGACCUGCCGCUCGUGCUGUCAGUGGAGUUGUGCCUGAUGUCAAGAGUCAUUCUGCUCUCCACCGAUCUCUUUUACAAGGCGGUAGAAGAAGCAGCUGCCACCAUGCCAGAAUACGAGUCGGACCCUACGAAGGUUCUGGAUAAAAUUCUUCACGUGUGGACCGAAAAGAUGAACCUGGUCACCCAGGUCGAACGGUGGAAAGUUGCUGGGUUGGGUUUGGCGGCGUUGUUGACGACGCAGAACGCGGUGGUGUUGUCGCGCGCGCCGGCGCUGCUGCUCAACCUGGCCGAGGUGCUCAACGACGUCAUGAAGACCGACGAGUGCGGGGCGCACCAAGAUAGUCUAGUGUGCGCGGGGGGCUCCCGGCCUGCCUCCCCGCUCGAGGGCCGCGGGGGCGCCGCGCGGUGGGGCGGGGGCGGGGGCGGGGGAGCCGGCACCGCCAGCACCCCCGCCCCCGCCGGCCCCGGCGCGGCCUCCCCGCACGAGCUGCGGCGCCGCGCCCUCGCCGCCGCGCACCCCGCGCACGCGCUCGACCUCCGGGCCGUCACGCACCAUCAGUUGGAGACCCUCAAAGCCCAGGUGGGUCCGGAGACCUUCGACCGAAUCCUGCAGUCCACCGACAAGGAGACCUUGCAACAGAUCAGGGAAUACAUACCUAUUUGAAUACAUCUCAUAUAACGGAAGGUUAGGCCUUUAAAUCACCGCUCGAGUUAUAGUUAUCAUUUCUGUACAUAGUAUUCGUUUGUCUGUCAUUUUUAAUUGUCUACUCUCAGUUGCUCAAAGGUUGACUGGAAGAGAUCCCUUACAGGGAUAAGUUCGCCUUUGUACAUUGUAUACUUUCUGUUUAAUUGUAUAUCUUAACCUGUCUUAUGUGCAAUAAUGUGUUUACAUACAUACAUACAUACAUUCGUAACCACAACCAAGAAAAUUUCAACUUUACUUAAAUUUUAUGUACCUAUUUAUUUAUUACGUAAAACAAUUUUUGACCUCCUCCUUUAAAAUACCUCAUAUUAUGCAGUUAUUUGUGCAACAUGAGAGGAAAGUUAGUUUUUCUUGCGAGUGUUUAUUUUGAGUCCCGAGAAAGCGAAAGAUUCUAAGUUAGAAUCUUGAGCGUAGCGAGGGACUUAAAAACACGAGAUGUAAAAUAACUUUGCUCUCGUGUUGCACAUAUAAUUUUUCACCUCAGUAGUGAGAACAUAUUAAUGGUUAAAAUGUCUUUCGAAUUACACAGAAUAAUACAGAAAAAAAAUGAAAUUGUAAUAGAAGUAUGAAGUGGCAGUUAAUGGCCUUCACUAAAUCAAAAAGCUACUUUGUUUCACUCCCUGGAGUGAGGAAAGUCGCACUUUCCUCACUCCAGGGAGUGACAAAAGUAGGCUUGUUCGAGCUGCUGAGGUGAAAAAUCAAUAGUGCCUUAGCGGUGGUACAAUGGUUCCAUAACAUAUGUAUGUUAACUGACUGUUAACAUAGCACAUACCAUCGAGUUUUCCAGUUGAUGUAAAAUUGUCUUCCUAUGAUAUUCUUUCCUUUCUAAAAUUUGUUAAAAACUUACGUUGUCAGUGUACAAGUAUUGCUUAAAUUUAGGAGGAUUUUUAUAAUAAUUUGUCUAAUGAACUUUCUAUAACGCGAACGGUGAUUGAAAAGUUCCUAAACGAGUCAUUUACGUUGCGUCUUAUAUCGUUUUAUUAAAUUUUAAAGUAAUUACAAUUCUAGCAUGUUCCAUCUGUACUUUUACUAUUGCAGGAAAAAUCUUGUAUUUUAAUAAGAUGCGACGCAAUAUUAUUUCAUUAUUUGAAACCGAUUAUCGUUUUUAAGAUGUACAUUUUGUAUCACUAUAUUUGUUAUUAGUUUCGUUAUUUAAAAAAAAACGAGUAUUUUCUAUACAGAUAUAGACUGACGAUAAAACAUGUUUUUUGUUAAAAAUUGCAGUACAUUUUUGUUAUUUUAAAAAUUACGUUGUAUAAUAAAUAAUAAUUAACAUGUAUAUGAUUGUGAUAUACUUACAAUUUCCUAUAAUAGCUUUAAAUAUAGGAGGAAUGGCAUUCUGUAAAAGUCAUUUGUAUGGAUCGAUGAUUUAAUAGAUAAUAAGUAAAAACACUUUAGAGUUGUGUAUUCUAAUGGUGAAAGUACAGAAUGCCAAGCUAGUUGUAGAAAUUUUAAUAACAAAACUUCCAUGAGACACAGACAUAUUAAAUAUACUAAUAGCAUGUCGAGCGUUUUUUGACUUAUAAUACGUGAGUGACCCGUUAUUAAUAUAUUUAAUAUAGUUGUAGAAAUAUGAAUAAUGCACAUGACUAAUAGAAACCAAAUGCAGCUGUAGUCGAAAUAAAUUAUGUUUAAAAGUGAAUCCGUGUAAUGGAAGGCUUUUAAUAACAGCAAAAUACGGGCCUUGAAGAGUUUUUAUUCAACAAUAAGAAGGGCCUGUUUGAAUAUUCGAGCAUUUGAAAAGUAAUUAGGUAUCCUUAACAAAUUAUACUUAUCAAAUAUCAGUGUUAUAAUUGACAUCCUCUAUUAAAAAUAAAAGUCGAAUAUCGCUUGACGUGUUUCGAUUCGUUUCGAGUAAUGGUGUUUCCUGGCAGCUAUAGUUGGUUAAACCAAAUUUUCAGUAAAUAAGAACAAAAAAAACUAUACUCAUCCUUUUCUUUUGGGUGCUAGUACUAAUGAAAUGAGACAGUCCUUUGACAAACUAUAUAUAACAUUAUAUAACUGCGAGUCUAGGAGCACCAUUACGCACACAACCAACACAAAAUAUCGAAACAUGUCGAGCAAUAUUCAACCAAAAUUGCUUGAGUGAUGCUAUUUUUAAUACCUUUGAUUUUGAUAGUUUUCUAAUUAAUGUUGUCAUUUUUAAGAAUCCUAUUUGCUAGUUUUCGAAAAUUGUGGUUCUAGCUCUAACUAAACACUUGCAAUAAACUGUAUUUUAUCAUUAGAUAUAGAAAACUAUGCUACUAAUAUCGUAGACUCGCAUAUAUAAAAUUUUCAUCAUUGUUGAAGCAUUUUACAUAGUAUUGUAAUGUUGAAAUUGGCAAAUUCUAACGAAUAUCGACUUAUAAUAUGACAUCUAACUGUAGUUCUGCUGUGCCUCUUACCUUUUUUACGCCGUGUAUGUAUUUUGUAAAUAUAAGUCUUACGAAAUGUUUUAAUACAGAACAAAAAUAAAGGAUCAGUACGUUUUUAUAAUUUCAACUUGUAUUUCUUCAAACACCAUAGCGCAUAGAAAUCGGGGCACUUGUACGCUAAUUUCAAUAUUAUGUGCGCCGAUUUUAUUGCCUUUGAGUGUACAAAUGUGUAAAAAUGAAGAUAAAAACAGACUGCUGUGGAUAUAAUAUACAUUUAAAACUUCCUUGAAAGCACGUAGUUUGCUUUAAUUAAACAACUAGUGUCACCACAUUUGGCGAAGACGAAUCAGCCUGAGUCUCAGAAAAAAUGAAUGAAUGAAUUUGACGAAUUAUAUCUCGAAUAAUAAUUUUAAAAUACAUCCCGGUCUAUCAAUGAUGAUGGCUUGAUUUCAUUAAUACUUAAAACUAUUGCGAUAACAGACAAUAUUGCGGUAGGUGCGAUUUUUUUUUUUUAUAAAUACGUUUACACGACUUUACAGUAAACCAAUACGUCAUGAAACUAACACAUAACAACAUAGAAUCAUUACACUAAGUAUUACAUUACAUUUCACACACGGAUACGCGAUAGGUUAACUAUUGCGAUAACAGACAACUUUGUUUUAAGUGCGAUAAAUACGUGAUACGAUUCGCUAUGAUGAAUUAUUUAAGUCAUCGAUCAAACGGUACAAAUGAUUUUUCAAAUAGGGAGCGUGCAUGAACUGUAGGGGGCAGCACAGGACCCUGUUUAUUGGCGCUAUGGAUGGUAUCGAAAGGAUGUCAAUCUCUAUAUACGAAAAGUGUCCAUCAAAAAAACAGUAAAUAGGCGGCGCCACCAUACACUGAAGUACCUAGUAUUUUAUAUAGAUGUGCACCCGUGCGACCGUGAGGGACAGAACAUAAACAAUGCGACAAAAUUAAAAACACGUUUUUACAUUCCUGACAACAUACCAGAAACAACCUACGUAAUUUGGUCGGGUUAUUUGCUGCCCCUCCCCCAAUUUCAUCUCUACAUUAUACCUCCAUGGUUCAAGUCAUAGAGUCUCUUAUAUAUUACAAUACUCUGGUCUCAGAGCCUACCUAGCGCCACCGGAGAGAUUAGGAACUAUUAUUUAUAGCUGAAAGCUGUCACUUUUGAAACAAUUCUGCCAUAAGAGAUUGACAUCCUUUCUAUACCAUCCAUAAUUGGCGCGAAGUGUAAAUGUUAAGUUUAAGCUUCCAAUGUAGCCCACAAGAUGGUAGAACCUACACACAAGAAAACGUAAACUGUAGAAGGCAGCACUUAUUGCUUCGGCGUGAAGUGUUAUCGAUUCAGGCCACAGGAUGGCAUUAGUGGCAUACCCUCCUACGCGCACGGCCGCUAUCAUGAAACGUCCUCGGCUCAAGCAGAUUCAGCGUCAAGUGUUGUGACACCUUUAGACGUCAGCAUGCAUAUAAGUUUAAGGAGACUUUAUAAUACGAUUUCAUUGUACUAUAAUAUGUAAAUUUAAUAAAUUGGUCGUAAAUUUUACUGAAGUGCCA